Trichoderma atroviride IMI 206040 is the source of this 1635-nucleotide messenger RNA. NCBI's taxonomy places the organism in Eukaryota, Fungi, Ascomycota, Sordariomycetes, Hypocreales, Hypocreaceae. The record is from RefSeq and is a predicted model, not a curated record.
UUCGACUGGGAUACCAUCACCCCCAGUGACGAUCUUGAGUAUCAUGACUGCUAUGAGCAGUACAAAUGCGCUCGUUUACAAGUGCCCCUCGACUGGCUCAACGAGACAGACACAAGAGUAGCCACGAUUGCCAUGAUCAAGCUACCCGCUCUCGUUCCAGACAACGACCCAGCUUUUGGCGGCUCCAUCUUUUUCAACCCCGGAGGCCCUGGCGGCUCAGGCGUCUACGCCAUGCUCUCGUUGGGCCACUAUCUUCGCACCACGGUCGACAAGCCGGGCCGUCGCCAUUAUGAAAUCGUCUCCUUUGACCCUCGUGGCAUCGGUUACACGCUGCCCGCUUCCGACUGCUUCAACGGCAGUCUCGUGUCGCGCGACGCUUUCAUCUUGGAGUCCCGUGGCAAUGGGCCCCUCACCAAUGGCGACCACUCCAUCGCUUACAGCCUAGCUAUCAUGGGCGCCUUUGGACAGCGCUGCAAUCGGACCGGGGACGCCAUGGCCUUUGUCGGAACGCCGAAUGUUGCCCGCGAUAUGGUCGAGAUGGUUGAUAAGGUUGAUGAGCUGCGUAAGAGGGAUGCUGCUGCUCGGAAGCAAAACAAAAAAGGAGGGGGCCCAGAACCUGGAGAUGUUCCGCGUCUCCAGUACAUUGGCUUUUCCUAUGGUACCAUUCUUGGUAACUACUUUGCUUCCAUGUUUCCUGGUCGAGUUGGUCGUCUCAUUCUCGACGGAGUCUGUGAUGCCGAGGAUUAUUCGACCGGCCCGGGCUGGCUCACAAACACCGUUGAUACUGAUGAGAUCUUUGACAACUUCUUACACGGCUGUGCCGCUGCCGGCCCCGAAGAGUGUGCUUUAGCCCGCGAAUCAGACACCCAUGGAGCAUCCGAUAUACGCUGCCGUCUCGACCGCUUCCUCCUAGAUCUGGACCAGAGGCCCAAGCCCGUGCUGCUAGACUCCGGCGAUGCUGUCAUUGUCACCGGCGAAGACGUCCGCUCUCUGAUUGGCUUAACGCUUUACAGUCCUCUGAAGGGAUUCAAAAUACUCGCCAAGGAGUUGAACAGCUUCAUAUCCGGCAACAUUACCAAAAUGGCCGUCUUAGAUUUGGGCUUGGGCGCGAUGCCAGUCAUGAAUGACGCAUGUCCUAUAACCAACAGCACCGAACCCCAGCUUAUUGGAAAAAUAGAGUCGCAGAAUGCCGUCGUUUGCAUUGAUGGUGACGACAUUACCGACAAGGACGUUUCUUGGUGGCGCAAAUACGUGAAUCGCCAAGUAAGCGCAUCCAGCAUCUUCGGUGCCGAAUGGGCGACAAUCCGUCUGCCCUGCUCCAGCUGGCGAUUUCGUCCCAAGUGGCAGUUCAAAGGUCCCUUUACCACGCCAGAGCCCGACCCAUCCAUCAAAUCGGGCCAUCCAGCAGCACCCAUUCUCUUUCUCUCGAAUCGACUUGAUCCUGUGACGCCUCUGAGGGCUGCUCAGGCCAUGGCCGCACAGCAUCCCGGCGCCCGUGUCAUCAUUCAAGAGGCCAUGGGCCACUGUGCUGUGGCUUCUGCCCCCAGCAGCUGUACCAAGAGGGUUGUAGCUGACUAUUUCGAAUCCGGCGUUAUCCCGUUCGAUGUAUCAACAUGUAGCAUCGAGUGCGGCCCU